UCUCUGACGAGCUGUGAACAUCACCACCAGUUCCACCCGAAUGCAAUGAUGUAUGUGUGAAACUAGUCGUAGGAGUCAGACAGAGCUGUGAAAAUGCAGCACGUUGUGAGAUUCAGUCUACUAUUGAUCAACAUCUGUUUAAGGAGCCUUUCAUGUGCAACACUGCUGAAAGAUACUGUUACAGUUUUAAAGGGAGCCGCUGGGAAGGAGAUCACCAUCCCGUGUGCUACAAAUAAGAGCCCUCAGCAUGGGGUGUACAUGUACAAACAAGCCAAAACAGAAAUGCAGCAAAUCUUCUACUUCUACAAAGACGGCACUUUUACUCCUAAAACACUUUACAAAGGCAAAGUGUAUUUAAGAGGAGAAUUUCCCAACCUUAGUGCCACCUUCCGCAACCUGACUGGCGAAGACGUUGGUUUGUACUGGUGUGAAUUCAACUGGGAAGACAAAAUCAACCAUAGCUCUGCAACCUGGUUAUGGGUGACAGAAACCACACUAGAAAAAGAGUGCCCAGAAAAUGCUGAGCCUUACUAUAUGAUGAUAUUGCUCAUUGGGUGUGUCGUCAUAAUCCUGCUGUGCCUCAUCACUUUCUUCUGUGUGAUUUUGAAGGUAAAGAAGUGCUUUGAGUACAAGAAAUACACACCAACAAUUCAGCCUUCAGACCCAGAGUAUGUGGAGAUGAAAAUGAGCAAUCUGGAUUCCCAGCCCACUCCAAAGACAUUCAUCAACCCUGAGUAUCACUCUGCCAGUGAACUCAGACGUAUGUGAUUGAUCAGGGGUUAUGCUGCAUUGCCCUCCAUUAUAAUUUGCAAAGCUUUUUAAAAUAGAAUGAUUGAUUGCAUCAUAUUUUAUUUUAUUUAACAUGUGUUUUCAUGUGCAGUUUUUCUCCUUUGCCUUUUCUGUAAAUGUGAGUGAGCACCAUUCUUUUUCUUAGAUUUUAAAUACUUCAAGAACAAAGUGUGAACAAUUUUAAUGACUUCAGCAGUUGAAGAGAUAUUAUUAGUUGUUGAACAAUGGAUAUGUCAAAGCAGAAACCUCUCUUGUGGUUCACUGUCUUGUUACUUCCUCUUAUACUUUACCUUGUAUGUGAUCUUGAUUGUGUGUUUGCACAUGCAUGCACCAGAUCAUGAAAUGAAGUAAUCAAAUGGUAUACAACACAAGCUAGGGUCAGUCUGAUAGUAAAUAGUCCAAGAGGUUAAAUUAAACAAGGCAUGUUUCCACUCCUGUGUUUGCAUACUUGUCAGUCUGUGCAAAUGAUAAACUUUGAAACUGAACAUAGUACAAAUUGCACAAGUGUCUGACUUCUAAAAAUUUUAACAACUUGUUUUUAACUCUCAGCAAAGUGGGUUUUGACAGUCAAUCAGUCAUCUUCCUUAAGGUCUGUGAACUGCUUUUGCUGUUCUGUGGUCAUCUUUCUUUCUUUUUUUUUCUUUCUGUCUUUCUUUCUUUCUUUCUUUCUUUCUUUAACCUUUUAAGAUGCAUGCACACCAAGUCACACUUGCCGUUUUAUUGUUAUUUUUUUGUAUUGGCUGGUGUAAGAAAAAGUUUGGUAACAUUUUACAAUUUUAUUCUAUACCUUAAAAUAAGGUAAUGCAUUAGGUAUCAUGAACUAAAUCAUUAUUAUUAUUAUUAUUAUUAUUAUUUUUCAACAUAUAUUCAUCUUGGUUAAUGUUAAUUUCUAAAUAUAUUACUGUUCAUUGUAAGUUCAUGUUAUUUAGUUCAUAACUAAUGUUGCAACUUUUAAUGUUAAAAAUGUAUUUGUAGAAAUUAAGCAAAAGGUAUGGGAACCAUUAAGAUAUGUAGUGUUGCGUGAGGUUAUUAAAUAAAGCCUGUAAUGUAAACGGAUUUGGAAUAACUGUGAUUUAUGUGCAUCAUGCAAUGAGUAUGCACUAAUUUUGCAUUUUACUGCAUGUAGUGUCUCUUGUCUCUGCUAAUCUUGUUUUGUAUAAUAUAAUGCAUACGUCAUAACAUUUAACAACUGAUUUUUCAUUGUAUCAAAACAAUUGUUUUGAAUGCCACUUUUGUGAUGCUUUGAUUAAAAAAUUGAA
Myxocyprinus asiaticus (Chinese sucker) is the source of this 2048-nucleotide messenger RNA. RefSeq lists its product as uncharacterized. Gene Ontology annotation, molecular function: signaling receptor activity. Lineage: Eukaryota; Metazoa; Chordata; Actinopteri; Cypriniformes; Catostomidae. Gene Ontology annotation, biological process: adaptive immune response. The coding region runs from base 94 to 768 and encodes 224 amino acids. The transcript has 4 exons. Gene Ontology annotation, cellular component: membrane. The record is from RefSeq and is a predicted model, not a curated record.